Molecule: messenger RNA, 1155 nt
Organism: Nematocida homosporus
Lineage: Eukaryota; Fungi; Microsporidia
Exons: 1
Coding region: 1-1155 (384 amino acids)
Source: RefSeq, a predicted model, not a curated record
AUGGUAAUUCGGCAAAGUUUUAAGCUAUUAUCCUAUCACGAAAAAUCUAUGACUCUCACUCCAGAACAAGCGGCUAAGAUAGCCGAAGAACAAAAGAUGAUUCAUAAUAUACUGUACAAUAAGGAUAUGCUGGAUAAUAGCCAUACGUUUAACACUAUUGCCAACGAAAUCUACAAGAGAAUGGGAACUAACACAAACUCAACCCAGUAUGUUGAAAGACUAAAGGUCUUGCAGACUGAAGGUAUGCCUAGACUGUUUAAGGACUUCUUAACCUUUAUUCCCGAAGUGGUUAGAAAUCUUAUUCAUGUUGGUUCGUGUGAACUUGUUUACAUUGUAGGCUUUGCUAUCUUUCUAUUUUUCUAUGACGCAUUUUAUCACCAUAUUCGGAAACUAGUUAGUUAUCGUCGUAUACUAGUUGAUAUGGGUAUCUUUAUUCCUUAUAUUUUAGCACACAUUCUUUGGCGUUGGUCUGGGACUACUAAUGGUAUGGUACAAGUUCAGUUUCUCUUUAUUGCUAGUUUAGUUGUGAUUGUGCCACGAGUAGCUAUGAUGUCCGUUAAGUACGUCAUUCCGGCAAUAAUUACACAAGUACAACUUAUCACGGGUACAAGACGUAAAGAAGAUGGAGAUUUCAAGUAUACGAGUCUUUUCAUGAAAGGUGGAGAGAUGUACCAUAUGGUUGGUAUACUAGCAGCUGUAACACUAGGAAUUGUUUUGGCUUUUGGAGUUUAUGGGGCUUCUGGCACCUACCGAGUUGGAAUUGAAGGUGAUCAAUUAGGUGGUAUUUUAAAGGCUGAUUAUACUACGCGAUUUCGUGCGCAGUGUUGUAUGGCUAUUCUCUUUCUUGGGGUUUCGCGUGCUAUCUAUCUUUAUGCCGAGCGAGUUAUGGCCGUAUCACGGUUCACGUCUUCUAAUAAGUUCACAUCCUUGAAGAACAUGGCAGAUGCCAAAGGCAAACUGAUUAGCACUAAUACUUACAUCUUUGGAAUUCUUGGAUGUAUUUCGUUUAUGUUUAUCUACUACAGUUGGACUUUGCCCUUCAGUAAUACCCGAUUGGCAGUUGACUUGGCUAUUAUUGGCUAUGCAAUUAAUGCUACUGUUUCAGAUUGGACAAGCUUUGUUUCUAUCUUCUGGAAGGUCUUUGGUCCUGGUUGA